Molecule: messenger RNA, 1443 nt
Organism: Schizosaccharomyces cryophilus OY26
Lineage: Eukaryota; Fungi; Ascomycota; Schizosaccharomycetes; Schizosaccharomycetales; Schizosaccharomycetaceae
Exons: 2
Coding region: 1-1443 (480 amino acids)
Source: RefSeq, a predicted model, not a curated record
AUGAAUUCUCAUCCCAGCUCGAAUCGAAAAUCUGUGCAAAGGAGUACACAUCCUACUCUUCCAGAUAUCAAUGAAGCGAACAGGAACUCUGAUAUAGAGUUUCUAACUCCACCUUCGCAAUAUAAACAAGGUCAAUUUUAUUUACCUUCUCCAAUUACUCCCACCCUCCCUGAUCUACAUUUAGGGCGUACGAAAGAUGAGACAUACAAUGCCUUGCCCAAUCUUCUAAGCCCAACACUUCCUUCACCUUUUGUGUUUGACCUAGAUUAUGAAUCCAAACAGAAUUCAGACGCUAUUGUUUCUGAUUUCGGCAGCUUUACAACGAAAAACAUUCCUACACAUUCCCAGGCAGAACAAAAAUUACAUGAAAAAGGGUCUUCCAAGGAGUCCACAUAUAAAAAUGAUACAGAGCUCGAAGUAACUGUUCCCGAGGAAGAGACUUCUCACACAUCGGAAGUACCAGCUGGAAAAACUGAUUAUCCGAUUGAAAAAGAAAAACUAGUAAGUCGUGGCUCUACUGAAUCUUCUAUUGGUGAUAAUCUGAAAAAUAAUUCUGCUACAGACCACCCGGUCUCGAAACGAAAAGCCAAAGUAACUUUGGAGGAUUAUAGACGGAUCAAAAUACAAAACAAGGAAAGUGGUAGCCUCGGAAGUUCAGCAAUUUCAGCUAGCUCUGCCAGUCCCUCAAUGCCUCUUGUACAAAAUCAACCGGAUUUCGAACUCUUAAAACAAAAUUUUAUUAGACUCCUUGCUGAUGGUAAAUUUCAGAAGAAGCUGGCAGAUAAAAAAGAAAAGUACUCAUUUCUCUUCGCUAUUGAUGCUGUUUUAUGUUAUGUGAUCGCUUUCCAUUUUCAGAAUGUAUCUAACGUUACAAAAAAUCAACCUGCUACAACCAGCAAUUGGAGAACAUUACCUGCCUAUAUUGAAUUCUUUCUACGUUCUGAAAAUGUGUCUCUGGAACCCAUUUUUCAAGGUCUUUUCCUUGGUUAUCUUGGAAUUGCUUUCCGAGAAAUAUUUAACAUUGAACUUCUUCGUAUGCACCACUUGCAACAUUUCCUUAUGAAAGACAUUCGACACAACAAUUCAGAAAUAAUUUCGAAAAAUUCUACUGGAAAUGUUAGAAACCUUUGCGAGAAUGCUGUUCGCUUACAUGAUUCCUAUAAGCGGUAUCUAGCUGCGAUGAAGCAAUGCUCUCACUUGUUUAGCGACGAUUCACUGAAAGGGCUUCCCAUUACCUAUAAAAAAUUUCAUGAAUCUAAUCUCACAAAUCUCUCUCCUCCAUUUUGUGUACAGACCAGUAUUGCCGAUUCGGUUGAGUUUGGAAUACAUUUAAUUUUUAGAGCAAGAGAUUUGCUAGGUAUAAACUCUGUAUGUUUUGGUAUCUUCGGUAGAAGUGUUCAAAUGACUCAACAUAGAAAAUUAGAAACUAAUAAACAAUCGUGA